UCCCCUGGCCACCACACCACAGAUCAAAGCUUACUACAGCAGAACAGCGAGCUCUAGCUGCGAACAAAACACUUCAGCAAAUCCACCCGUAGUCUCCGAGCUCAUAAACCCAACCAACCGACGAAAAUGUCGCUGGUUAGGCGCAGCAACGUGUUCGACCCCUUCGCCGACUUCUGGGACCCCUUCGACGUCUUCCGCUCCGUAGUGCCCGCGGCAUCACCUGACCGCGACGCCGCCGCCUUCGCCGCCGCGCGCAUCGACUGGAAGGAGACGCCGGAGGCGCACGUCUUCAAGGCCGACCUCCCCGGCGUCAAGAAGGAGGAGGUCAAGGUCGAGGUGGAGGACGGCAACGUCCUGGUGAUCAGCGGCGAGCGCAGCAAGGAGAAGGAGGACAAGAACGACAAGUGGCACCGCGUCGAGCGCAGCAGCGGCAAGUUCCUCCGCCGCUUCCGCCUGCCGGAGAACGCCAAGACGGACCAGGUGAAGGCCGGGCUGGAGAACGGCGUGCUCACGGUCACCGUGCCCAAAGCCGAGGUGAAGAAGCCUGAGGUGAAGGCCAUUGAAAUCUCUGGCUGAGGAAAGCUCGUCAAGGUCGCGAUUGCUGCUGUGUCGUGCUCGGGUCAAAGUUUGGUCGUCGUGUUUCUGAAUCUUUUGUGAUGAUGUCGUACCCCUCGGUCAUGGUGUGGUCAAUGUUGUGUUUGCCGGGUCGACCCAGGCGCGCUAUGGGUUAUGUGUGUGUGUGUCUGUGCAGUUGUUUGGUGUCAUGGUGAAUAAAUGAAAAUAUAAAAAGUUUUUCUUAUA
Molecule: messenger RNA, 801 nt
Organism: Setaria italica (foxtail millet)
Lineage: Eukaryota; Viridiplantae; Streptophyta; Magnoliopsida; Poales; Poaceae
Product: 16.9 kDa class I heat shock protein 3
Exons: 1
Coding region: 127-576 (149 amino acids)
Biological process (GO): protein complex oligomerization; response to salt stress; protein folding
Source: RefSeq, a predicted model, not a curated record